Biomphalaria glabrata is the source of this 662-nucleotide messenger RNA. RefSeq names its product brorin-like. The record is from RefSeq and is a predicted model, not a curated record. NCBI's taxonomy places the organism in Eukaryota, Metazoa, Mollusca, Gastropoda, Planorbidae. Gene Ontology annotation, cellular component: AMPA glutamate receptor complex. Bases 126 to 512 code for a protein of 128 amino acids. The transcript has 3 exons. Gene Ontology annotation, molecular function: protein binding. Gene Ontology annotation, biological process: negative regulation of BMP signaling pathway.
AUGCAAUGUACACUUAGAUUCUAGAUCUAGUUGAUUUCAGUUCAGAAUUACUUCUGUGUAGUAUAAAUACUACGGUACAUUCUGUCAAUAUGCUACACAUUUAAAAAGGGGAAACAGCUUUUGUCAUGUCGUCUGCUGGUAUUGUUUGUUUAAUACUUUUGGCGGCCACCUUUUGCCUGGCUCAAAAUGAGAGAAACUGUGUACUGCCUACUGGAGAGAUACUAAGGGAAGGGGAGAUCACGGAUGGUGAUUGUCUACCAUGUUUCUGUUAUCGUGGGAGUCUUGUAUGCGCGACUGUACAGUGUCAGUCUACUCCUUGUGUGGACUACGACAUCUUGCCUGGUGAAUGCUGUCCAAGUUGUCCAAACGGUCCGAACUGCCUUCUCCCUGACGGAGGAAUACUAGCCGCUGGUCAAUCCACCACGCUGAACGACGGUCGUACGUGCACCUGUGUAGCUCAUGGUCACUAUCCGACAGAAUUAGACUGUGGUAGCAGAUCCUGGCAUGGUUAGACACCGGAAACUGGCAAAGGAUAACCAUUCAGACUCGCAUUCAAUUAUUUUAAGUGAUCGACCAUACUCAGGAAAAUGUUUUUUUUUCUGCAAAUGACAGUUAACUUAUUUAAUAUUAUAAAUAUUUUGAACUGUUCUGAUUGUCAAUCU